AAACCCCUUGACAAGCAUUUUUUUUUUACACUUAUCUAGUGCUUAUAUCCCCCACCAUCUCUACUAUAUUCACUCGUGUAGCUUAUUCUGAGAACAUUCUUAUUCAUUCCUUGAUUCUUCCAUCUUUAUUAUUACUCAAUAUCACUCGAGAAAACUCCAACAUUUUCCCUCACAGUUACCUCGUGAAGUUCUUCUAUCACCUUUCGAUAAGAUUCAAACAUGCGUCCAAUUCUACUUUCCUUAUUGGCAUCUUCAACAGCCAUCGUCUCCGCCUAUCAAUCUCUGAUGUCAGAUGGAUGUAUACAAGGGAAUUUCCGUGAUCUUGUAAUCAGGAACUCCUGUGGAGAUGAUUUAUCAAUUGUCAAAUGUCUUGCAGAAGAUGUUGAUUUAAGACACUUGGAUCAAAUUGAACAAUGCUUCAUAGCUGGUGGAUGCGACGCGAUCGAUUCUGCUGUUUCGGCAGUGUGGUUUUCAUACGAAUGUAAUGAUCGUCAAGGACCGGUUGAAGAGGUUAUGAAGGAGGAUUUAAGGAAGAGAGCCACUGAGACAAGUUCAACUGCUGAAAGUACGACUGAAUCCACUACAACAACAGCUUCAUCCUCGAGUUCGAGUUCGGGUUCGAGUUCUGCCAGCACAACCGCUGCCACAACCACAACCUCCACAUCUGCAACCGCUUCAACUUCAGCCUCUUCGAGCUCUGCGGCUUCAUCCACGACUGCUACAAGCGCAAGCGCCACUACCACUUCUACCACCGCAAGUACAACUUCUUCCUCGACAUCCGGUACAACUACCAGCGCGACAAGUAGUGGAACCGGAACUUCUUCAAGCACCCUAGCCUGUUCCACAACUUCUUAUUAUUCCACGAGUGUGUGCUCUUAUGGGACAGGUGCAUCCACUGGUGUCACCCUUGGAUGUGCCACUACCUCUGCCGCGUCGUCAACUUGUGCAGCAGGAGUACUGUGUACAACUGCAGCAUCUGGAGAAGAUGUCUGCAUGGAGAUUGACAAUAGUCUUACCACGUCCGGUUUGGCAGUCACAAUAUUUUUCGCAGUCGGAAUUAGUGCUUUCGUUAUUGGACUUAUAGUAAUUGGAUACAAAGAUCGUCAAGCUGCCAAUCAACUUAAAGCUGCGCGUUUGGCACAACUGGAUGCAGAAAGCAAAGAGGCAAUGGCAUCAUAUAACCAAAAAAGAUCCAAGUCGGUCCGACAACCAGAUGCUUUUGGACAUUCUGAGGCUGAUUUACCUUUGAUCUCGGAGCCUAGCCACGAGCAAGCUUAUUCUAAUGAAACGCACCGCAACGCUUAAAUGGGAACUUGAUUCCGACACAAAAGCGCUGAGCAAUGGGAUUAGACGAGGGCGCAUGGGAAUGGAGUUUGGGAAGUUUGAUAUGGAUCGGACUUAAAGAUCUGUAUUUUAUUUGCUUCGGGCGUUGAUAUAUACUAUACCCUUAUUUUGAUGAUUUGCCUUGUCUAAGGAGUAUCUUUUAUGUAUACUUGAGUGAUAAUUGUGCCUCCUACUUUUGCUAUUUUUGAAAUUUCGAAAUAAUAUUCCA
This is a messenger RNA of Botrytis cinerea B05.10, 1552 nucleotides long. RefSeq lists its product as hypothetical. NCBI's taxonomy places the organism in Eukaryota, Fungi, Ascomycota, Leotiomycetes, Helotiales, Sclerotiniaceae. The coding region runs from base 220 to 1305 and encodes 361 amino acids. The record is from RefSeq and is a predicted model, not a curated record. The transcript has a single exon.